Drosophila mojavensis is the source of this 994-nucleotide messenger RNA. RefSeq lists its product as uncharacterized. The transcript is spliced from 3 exons. The record is from RefSeq and is a predicted model, not a curated record. Lineage: Eukaryota; Metazoa; Arthropoda; Insecta; Diptera; Drosophilidae. Bases 145 to 687 code for a protein of 180 amino acids.
UCAGUGCUUAGUAGCCAAAGAACAGCCAGGCUGAACAGUUAGAUAUACACACAGAGAGAGAAGGCGAAACACAGAAAAGAGAGCGAGAGAGCGUGCAUUACAGAGAGAUCAACAGAGCGGGACCGAGAGAGAGAGGGAGAUAGUAUGUAUCCAUUGCAAUUGCUAGCUGCUGCCUGGCUUAGCCUAGCCUGGCUAAGCAGCUGCCAAGGCUUUGGCCAGUUCCACAUGAAGCGCUAUCAGCUGCAGCGCGGCUACAAUCCCGACGACUCCAGCGAGAGUGACAACAGCGUGUUACGCUCCUACCGUCGCUGCAUGUGGGAGCAGUCAAAGUUCCUGCCGCGCCGGCUCGUUCUGCUCAGCCUCUGCUCGAACCUGUUCUGCGAGAACAAUCAGAUCAUGCCGCGCUCCAGGUCUAUUUUCGUAGUGGAAAAAAUGUCUAGACCGAACGACUGCCUGGACAUCCUGCCGGAGCAGUGCGAGCAGGGCGACGAGGAGGACCUCAUGUACAAGCCCUUCCCCGACUGCUGCCCCGUCUACUGCAAUCUGAAGCGGCGCAUGCAGCGCCUGCGGACAAUGCACUUCCGCCAUCGCAUAUUGCGCAACAUGCAGGACGCGUCCUCGUCCUCGUCCUCCUCCAGCGCCGACGGCAACACCCUGCUCAGCGAGAUGGGCUACAACAACUACUGAUGCCGGCCGCUGCUCAUCCACUUUGUCAACUCUGUGGCUAGGCGCAUAGGCUGAUUGCCAAUUGUGUUGCAGUGCUCCCUUCUGAUUGGAAUUCGGCUCUGCGGAUUGGAAUUCGGCUGUCGGCUCGCCUGUCUAGACGCAGCACUUGAAGUCUGGCCCAGAGCACAUACGUUUACUCUACUCUAUCGAAUACAAAUAUACCCUAACUAUCGUAUACCCAACAAGCAAGUCUUCAAUCAAGCUGUCAAUUAAUCGCUUAGUUGCCCCAGCUGAUGAUUGAUGUAAAUAAACUUUACCAAGCACUGUA